Messenger RNA from Anopheles coluzzii, 2031 nucleotides. Its product is annotated as zinc finger protein 101-like. The record is from RefSeq and is a predicted model, not a curated record. NCBI's taxonomy places the organism in Eukaryota, Metazoa, Arthropoda, Insecta, Diptera, Culicidae. Gene Ontology annotation, cellular component: nucleus. The coding region runs from base 75 to 1709 and encodes 544 amino acids. Gene Ontology annotation, molecular function: RNA polymerase II transcription regulatory region sequence-specific DNA binding; zinc ion binding; DNA-binding transcription factor activity, RNA polymerase II-specific. Gene Ontology annotation, biological process: regulation of transcription by RNA polymerase II. The transcript has 4 exons.
UGUUUACAUACAAGCAGCUCGCACUGCGCAGCUCUAGCCAGCAACAGGCAACAUUACGAAAAUUCUCCAAAAAAAUGGAGGCCAUCGUACCAAAUCUAAACGAAAUUUGUCGGCUAUGCCUGUGCGAGGACAUAAGGUUUCUCAUUCCCGCCUCAAAAUUGCUCGACGAUUCCCUUUCCCUGAAGCACAUUGAACGGUUCACCGGUAUUCGGAUUCCUCCGAACGACUGUGAAUUGUAUGCGCUCUGCAUGGAAUGUGGCAACAAGCUGACCACCAGCGUGGCGUUUCUUGUCUGCUGCAAAAACAACGAUACCGUGUUUAGGAAUCUGUUCGAUCUGCCUGCUCUGGACGCCGCGGGGGAGGAUCGAAUAUUGGUCGAUUUUUCGACCGAAGUCAAACAGUCUCCGGAGAUCGAAGUAUUAGAGGAAGCAUACACAGAGCCAGAGGUGCAAGAGACCCAGGAGGUCCAAGAACUCCCUCAUAAUACAACAACAACGGCAUGUACAAAGCCACCGGAUGCGACGGAGGACCAUCGAGUAUCUUCCAAUUUUUCAUCUCGGUUCAAAAAGUCUCCGGGGAUCGUAGUAUUACAGGAGCCAUGCACUGAGUUAGAGGCGAAAGAGACCCGCACGGUGCAAAGCCUCUCUCAUAAUACAACAUCAACAUGUACAGAGCCACCAUCAGCAGCGGGCGAAUUUACCAUCGAUCCGAACGAUUUCAUAAUCGAAUCGCUAGACAGCAUGAUAGACGACGUAAUUGUUCACCACGAUGGAGGAGCGGAGAGUUUGGACGGCAUUGAGCACGCGGUGGUGGAAGACGAACCACUGGACGAUGCGGGAGUGUAUUGCGACGAAACUUCAUCUUCCGACCAGCACGAUGAACGAUCGGCGAAACAGGAACUAUCUGCAAGCCUCUCUAGCGCAUCUCAAAUCGAACGGAAACCACCGCUCAACAUCCCCACCGACACUGCGUUGGAAUGUUCGGCUUGUGAGAUUAAGUUCGUCGACGAAAUUACCUUCAAGCGGCAUUACCGGCGGUACCACGUGAGCGAGUUGCAGAAAAGUCGCGAGCACCGCAAGAAACGGCAGCUGUGCGUCGAAUGCGGCAAGAUGGUGCUGCAGCUCUCCGCCCACCGGUUAACCCACACGCAGGAGAAACAGUUUUCCUGCCCCCACUGUCCGAUGAAGAUGAAAAGCAAGGGCAACAUAUGCCGGCACAUCGAGGCGGUGCACUUGAAGAAGCCGGCGAAAACGUGCGAAACGUGUGGGAGAGAGUUUGUGCACGCCAACAUGUACAAGUACCAUAUGCUUUCCGUUCACGGCAUUGGCAAGGCGUACGAGUGUGCUAUUUGUUUGAAAAAGUUCAAUGCACUUUCGUCGCUCAAAUCACACAAACAAACAGCGCACGAGAAAAGGUCGGCCUUUGAAUGCGAAACGUGCGGAAAGAAGUUUAAACGCAGACAUACCCUUCAAAUGCACAUUAAACAAGGACAUUCUAACGACAAGUUGUACAGUUGUAGCCUGUGCCCGAAACGGCUCAAAACGUUGCUUGGUAAGCAAGCGCACGAGCUGGCACACAGUGGAGCGGUGUUUGCCUGCACGCUGUGCGACAAAGUGUUCCGGUACAAAUGUUUACUGCAAGGGCACGUCAGUCAGGAUCACGUAAAAGCGGAAGGCAGGGAAAAGCUUCAAAAAGAGCUUACUAAUUGAACGAGAAAUGAUUAACAAACACCAAGCAGUUUCUUUACGCUAUGAUUAGUGGAUAUACUUGAGGAAUAUUUGAACAAUGUCAACAUGUUGAGCCUUCCCUGAAUGUUGCGCCUUUCCUAUAUGAUCCAAAAAGCAAACACGUAUUUGUCGUUAGGAUUAGCUAAUAAUUAGAGUUUGAUAAUUAGCGAUAGAACCUGAAUAACGAUAACGAUACAAAAUAUUAUUUAAAAUUAUUAAAUAGGAAGAAAAUGUGAUGUAUUCUGUUGCACCAUAAUGUGGCCAUACAAAAGAAACCCAUACAAAUAAAUGGCAUUUAGCUGAA